Molecule: messenger RNA, 2528 nt
Organism: Malania oleifera
Lineage: Eukaryota; Viridiplantae; Streptophyta; Magnoliopsida; Santalales; Ximeniaceae
Product: high mobility group B protein 15
Exons: 7
Coding region: 727-2154 (475 amino acids)
Molecular function (GO): DNA binding
Source: RefSeq, a predicted model, not a curated record
GAGAUAGAGAGUGAGAGGGGGAAAAUAAUAAUAUUUUUGCAUUAUAUUAUGAUUAGUUUACUUCUCUAAUUGUCAUCCAUGAGUGGGGAAGGACAGUUCUGAUAUGAAAUGUCAUGUGGGUCUUCGACAAAGGUGAGUUCUUUUUUGGUGUUUCAUGGAAUAACCUUUUAUGAUUGAUGGCGGGUACCCCACAAGCAAGCCGCACCCAUGGUAUCGUCUAUAAAUCUUCCUCUACAGCAGAGCCAAUGGGGAAGGAAAUGGCAGCUUUGGACUUUGUUAAUGAUAUAAAUUUAUAGUUUCACAGAGUACCCAUUGGAUGUCGUAUCUUUGGAAUGUCAGGCAAGAUCAUAGGCCCAGUAGACCUGUAAACCCUAGAGAGAGAGAGAUAGAGAGAGACAGGUUGAGGUUGGGGUUGGGGUUGGGGUUGUGGGGGGCACAGACUCUGCAUCUGUGUGUUCUUUAUUUGCAGAGCCUAAAAGGGCCUCUGUGUUGUAUAGGCUUUGGUUUGCAAGGGGUGUGCUUUGAUGGGGUCUUCCCGUUCAAUCCUUUGUACUCUGAAGCAAUUCAUGGCCGUGACAGCUUUGCUGUACCCUAUGCCUUUCUUGGGCUUUGAAUCCUUCUAUAGCUUUGUUACAUUACAAGGAGUUGUUAGUGAGGUUGUUGAUCUUCUGUUCCUUCAUAAAUCCAUGACAAGUGAGGAAUUAGGAGUGAGGUGUAGAGUUGGCUAUGAUUGAAGGGGGAGUGAGGGUGCAGGAAGGUCAUGGGGGUGGUGGGAAGGAGUUGGGAAAGGCGUCAUCUUCUGCUGCUGUGAACCAGAGCCCUUUGGCUGUGAAAGGAGUACCAUACUACCAUCCAUACCCACCACCUCUCGCCAAAUAUGAAGAUGUUGUUGCCAGCCCACAACAUUUCAUGUCUACAUUGGAGAAGCUCCAUUCCUCUAUGGGAACCAAGUUCAUGAUUCCUAUAAUAGGGGGGAAGGAACUAGACUUGCAUCGGCUUUUUGUGGAGGUAACUUCUCGUGGUGGCAUUGAGAAGAUUAUUAGAGAGAGAAGAUGGAAAGAAGUGACUGCUGUUUUCAGCUUCCCCUCUACUGCAACAAAUGCAUCGUUUGUGCUGCGCAAAUACUAUGGUUCUUUGCUUCACCACUAUGAGCAAAUUUACUAUUUUAAGGCCCGGGUUUGGACUCCCUUUACUGCUGAUGCUUUGCAGAAUCCAUGUGUAACACCAACUUCAGCCCAUGUGCCCAUUGAACAUGCAGUGCCAUCACCAGAACAGCGUAGGAUAAAAACUAGAGAGUUUUUGCCUGCAGCGAGUCUACCUUCUGCAGGUUCACCAGUGAUAGGUGUUAUUGAUGGCAAAUUUGAGAGUGGGUAUCUUGUUACCGUUACAAUUGGCUCAGAAAAGUUAAAAGGCGUCCUUUAUCAGGCUCCUUCACAGAAUGCAGCAUGCCAAGUGCCACAAUAUUUUAGUGUUCUUGUCAAUAAUAAUGACAGUAUCUCAACAAGGGGUGUGACCCGUCGUCGGCGUAGAAGGAAAUCUGAGAUAAAGAGGAGGGAUCCUGCUCAUCCAAAGCCUAAUAGAAGUGGGUACAACUUUUUCUUUGCUGAGCAGCAUGCCAGACUGAAGCCACUUCAUCCUGGGAAGGACAGGGAGAUUAGUAGGAUGAUUGGUGAAUUGUGGACCAAACUAAAAGAAAAUGAAAAGGCGGUUUAUCAGGAGAUAGCCAUUCAAGACAAAGAAAGAUACAGAAUAGAAAUGGAAGGUUACAGGGAGAGAUUGAGGGGUCAAGUUAUCAGUGAUGCGGUGCCAAUUCAGCAGCGGCUUCCUGAGCUGGAUGUGGAAAUGGCGGAAGCAGAUGCCAAGAUUGAAACUGGAGAAGGAGAAUCUCCUCACACUCCAGAAAAUGAGAGUAGCUAUGGGAAGACUGAUACUGAGGAGGAUAAGACCAUGGAUAAGGAUUCAGAGAUGGAGAUGUCUCCUGAUUUGGGAGUUGGUGUCGACUCUAGCGCUGCUGGAAUGGAGACUUCGGCUGAGGAAGAGUCUUUCGAGUUGAGGAAGAGGGUUCAUAAGGUUGGCGAUGAGGGCGAAGAAAGCCUGGGCAGUCUGUUGGUAGAGACCCAGAAAGAUCCAUCUGUGCGUAGUGAAGAUCAAUAAAAUUAUAUAUUGCAAGAGGUGGGUGCAUGGUUGGUACUCUUUCCUGUUCUUUGUAGCUAGUCUAACCACGAGCAUUGGAAUAUGGUAGUUCAUACUUUUUCCAGCAAUAUGCUGCUGCUUCUCUGUGGAACCGCAAUGCUGUUACAAGUAGUCUCCUUUCUAUUCUGGAAAUGGUUCCUAUGUUGAGUCUGCUUCUGGCAUUUUUGUAGUAAAGUGCAGAUUUGAUGCAUUAAAGCACUACGACUAGGUUUUUUCAAUCAUUUGCAGUUGGUUGACCCAUCACAGACAGCUAAUUUUUGUUAUGCCCAACUCCAACUAGCCCAUUAACAGAUCGAAUUUAUGUGCAAACUCAAGGAACCUAACUUCACUCUUUA